UGGCAAAGUUGUGUUGUGUUAGUGCGGGUUGUCGCAGGUCCAGGGACAGUAGAGGCGGGAGGGACAAGUCGUAGAAUUUUUUAAUUAAAAAUGAAGUACAUUCUGGUCACUGGUGGUGUAAUUAGCGGUGUUGGCAAAGGUGUAAUAGCUAGUUCAUUUGGUACAAUUCUGAAAUGUUGCAACAUUCCAGUUACUUCGAUUAAAAUUGAUCCAUAUAUUAAUAUCGAUGCGGGUACAUUUUCUCCAUACGAACACGGUGAAGUUUAUGUUUUGGACGACGGUGGAGAAGUUGACCUAGACUUGGGAAACUACGAGAGGUUUCUGGAUGUUACACUUCACAGAGACAAUAACAUUACCACAGGAAAAAUAUAUCAGCAUGUGAUUAACAAGGAGCGGCGGGGAGAUUAUCUAGGGAAAACUGUACAAGUUGUGCCACACAUCACAGAUGCAAUUCAAGAAUGGGUUGAAAGAGUUGCACACCAGUCAGUCAGUGAUGAUGGAACUGUACCACAGGUGUGUAUUGUUGAGCUUGGUGGCACAAUUGGUGAUAUUGAGGGUAUGCCGUUUGUUGAAGCUUUCCGCCAGUUCCAAUUCAGAGUCAAAAAAGAGAACUUCUGCUGUGCACACGUGUCCCUGGUGCCUCAACCCCGCUCAACUGGAGAACCGAAGACAAAGCCAACACAGUCAAGUGUCAGAGAACUUAGAGGACUUGGGUUGUCGCCUGACCUGAUUGUCUGCCGCAGUGAGAAUCCCAUAGGGCAGGCUGUCAAAGAGAAGAUAUCAAACUUCUGCCAUGUGGCACCUGAACAGGUUAUAUGCAUCCAUGAUUUGAGUUCCAUCUAUCGUGUACCGUUGUUAAUGGAAUCACAGGGCAUUGUAGAAUUCUUCAGCGACAGGCUUCAGUUGAAUAUACCAGUACCAAGGCCCCGACGCUUUAUGCAGAAGUGGAAGAAUCUUGCCGAAAGGGUAGACACACUCCGUAAAGAUGUAACUAUUGCUCUUGUUGGCAAAUACACGAAGUUGGAGGACUCUUAUGCAUCAGUAACUAAGGCCCUACAGCAUGCAGCUGUUUGUGCUGGAUAUCAUCUCAGAGUGAAAUACAUUGAAGCAGCAAAUUUAGAAGAAGCUACUAAAGCCAGUGAGCCAGCGAAGUAUCAUGAAUCUUGGCACCAAUUGUGUGAGAGCGAUGGUGUGAUAGUGCCUGGAGGUUUUGGCAAACGUGGAAUGGAAGGCAAGAUUGCAGCGUGCAAAUGGUGUCGUGAAAGUGCAAAACCUUUCCUUGGCAUCUGCUUGGGCCUGCAGGCAGCAGUCAUUGAAUUUGCAAGGCACAAUCUCCAACUUCAGGAAGCUAAUUCCACCGAAAUCGAUCCAGAGACUCCACAUCCUGUUGUGAUUGAUAUGCCAGAACACAAUACUGGACAAAUGGGAGGAACAAUGAGGCUUGGGAAACGUAUUACUGUCCUUGCACAAACCAAUUCAGUUAUCAGGCAACUGUAUGGCAAGAAAGAUCACAUUCAAGAAAGGCACAGGCAUCGAUAUGAAGUAAACCCUAAGUAUGUUGCUGACUUAGAGUCUGCUGGAAUGAAGUUUGUGGGUCACGAUGAGGAGAAAGUUCGAAUGGAAGUUUUGGAGUUGGAAGGGCACCCAUAUUACAUUGCAACACAAUAUCACCCUGAAUAUAUCUCCCGGCCACUUACACCUUCACCACCAUUCCUUGGUCUUAUAUUGGCAUCCGUCAGCCGCCUCCAAGCUUACUUAGCUCGUGGGUGUCGCCUCUCUCCGCAGCAGCUAUCUGAUGAAUCAGAUGAGGAAACUGAAAUAUUAUUAGAAGAAAGCCUUGUCCUUAAUGGCCCAGUGGAAAACAAUGUACCACCAAGUAUCAUUUUUUUGUAUCAUGUAGAAGAGGACGACCUAUGACCACCUGGCUCCAAAAUGUACACCACACAAUGAGGAGAAUGGGCGCAGAAGAAGAGGACACACAAGAUCAAAACACCUGGAGGAAUAUUUUGAAAAUAU
This is a messenger RNA of Schistocerca serialis cubense, 2016 nucleotides long. It is a transcript of the gene Ctps, whose product is annotated as CTP synthase. Gene Ontology annotation, cellular component: cytoophidium; cytoplasm. The record is from RefSeq and is a predicted model, not a curated record. Lineage: Eukaryota; Metazoa; Arthropoda; Insecta; Orthoptera; Acrididae. Gene Ontology annotation, molecular function: CTP synthase activity; identical protein binding. Gene Ontology annotation, biological process: CTP biosynthetic process; pyrimidine nucleobase biosynthetic process. Bases 91 to 1917 code for a protein of 608 amino acids. The transcript has 14 exons.